This is a messenger RNA of Danio aesculapii, 2724 nucleotides long. Its product is annotated as transmembrane protein 236. The record is from RefSeq and is a predicted model, not a curated record. Bases 1 to 1167 code for a protein of 388 amino acids. The transcript has 5 exons. Lineage: Eukaryota; Metazoa; Chordata; Actinopteri; Cypriniformes; Danionidae.
AUGGGGUCAGGGAGCAAAAUAAAGUUUGCUGUUUGUGAGGUUCUGCAGUUCGCCAGCUUUUGCGUUCCUCUUUUUAUCAUAAUGCAACGUUUUGCCCGAAUAGUAGCUCGAGUGAAAAGCCAACUUCAACCAUCUGGUGGGAAUUCUACUACAGCGUAUUGGCUAAUUGUGGCUUCAUCUGUGGCCUAUGUAACAACAAUGGCAAUGCUGAUAUGGCUACCUAUGAAGUACAUGGUGUUUAUGAAGAAAAGGGUACUGGUUGGACGAAAAAAGUGGAGACCUGUUGCUUUGGCCUAUGUGCUUCUUUCAACAUUGCCCUGUUUUGCCUUUCUUAUGGCCAGCUCUGAGGUACAGAUUAGACAUAAUCUGAGGUUGGACACAUUUGCUGAACUGCCAGUGUCAUUGGUUCUUUUCUCCCUGAUCUGCAUUGAUAUAGUGGAAAGAAUCCGACAUUGCAGACUUACCGGUCAAGCUAAUGGACUAGUUCGGGAUCCAGACAUUCCCUCUACAUUGCUGACACAUGUAGGAAGAAUUACUCCUAUUGUCACACCCAUGACGGGUACAUUUCCUGCACCAACUACUGUCCCAGGUAUACCUGGAAGUGUUCCAGGAGUGCCAAACAAUGGAGCAGUUCCAGGUCAUCUGGGCAACAGAACAGUUCCAGGAUUGUCUGGGAAUGGUGUCAUUCCAAGAGUCCCAGUCAACCACGGACAGCAGCCUGGCAUUGCCGGAAUGAGUCCACAUUCUGGCAUACCCUUCCAAAACAUUGCCUCUCCUUAUACUGGACCACUCAGCUUCCUACUGGCGAGCGACUCUCGUGCUGAAGUCUUUGCUGACAGUUUCCUGUUUUGGUUGGACACAGUAGAGAUGGUUCGAGUAGCAAGCCACACUGCUGUAUAUUUUUCUGGCUGGGCAUUACCAGUUUACCUUUUCUGUUUUUUAUCUACAAUGCGAAUAGUCCUAACACCUCACAGUCCCCUCCUCUCACCAUUGGGUGUUCUCCUUCAGGACCUCCCCUUCUUAGUCAUGAGAAUGGCAUUGAUUGGCCUUUUUGGUUUUGUAACACCACUGCUAUAUGUGAUGAAGAAUUUGCUAGUCUGUCUGGCCUACAUUUACUUUAACUUCAUGACAAAACUCAGGAUCUUCAAUACUGAGAGGUUGUUCUAACUAAACUGCUAUGGAAAAUAACACUAGGGGUACAUUUCCCAAAACCAUUGUUAGCCAGCUAAGAUUGCAAGUGCCCUUGCUACAAACAUAGUUUGGUGAACAUUCGCAAACAGCAUCGCAGUCUUGUGUGGUUGGAAUGAUACCUCUAGACUCGUGGAUAGAAGCAUAGAUCCUGGCUGUGAAGAAAAGUGUUAUUUAGCCUAUAUAACAAAAAGAAAUCAGGAAAACAAAGCUUUUAACAAUUAGCUUUAACCCUAAUUAAACACACCUGAUCAAACUAUUGAGUAAUUGAGCAGGGCCUGAACUCCACUCCACAGGGCUUUGUCAACCCUGCUCUGCAUAUAUACACUAAGCAUUUAUGCACUUAUACACCCAAACAUGUAGUGUAUGAGUUUAGUGUCAUCCUAAAUGGAACACAAUUGUUAUUUUAUUAUUAUUUUUUACUGAUGGAAGUUCCCCAGUUGACGUUUAAUGGUUGCCAGAUUAGUAAAAAAAAAUUACCAAACUACCUAGUAGUAACUGUCAUCAGUACAACCACACUCACCAUAGGAAGGUGACAUAAUCGCUACAUUUAUUCAUUCAUUCAUUCAUUCAUUCAUUUUUCUUAGGCCUAGUCCCUGACUUUAUCAGUGGCCACCACAACCGAAUGAACACCCGCAACCUAGCACUGUGUUGGGAAACAGAAGCUGCGUGCCAAAUGGCUCACUAUACACUAUAUACUUUUGCACUUACACACUCAACAGCAUAGUAAAUGUAUGUAGCGUCAUCCCAAAUGGAACACUAAUGUUUUUUACUAAGCAGAAAUUCAAACCGUUUCCCUGAUGACGUUUGACGGUUGCCAUAUAAGUGAAAUAAAUGACCAAACUACCACAUAAUACCUGCCAUGAGUAUAACCGCAUUCACAAUCGGGAAGCACUAUAAUCACUCUCGUAGGAGAAUUUUGCUUUCACAAUCCAAAAUAAAUAAAGUAAUCCAACAUGCGCACCCGAUAGCUCCGCCCCUUCCGCUACGUAAGCAACUCUGCGACUGUUGAAUGCGUGAAGUGUCCAUCAUUACACACUUCAUUUUACCGGCUGAAUGAGUGCAUCAUCCGGGUAAUUAAAGUGAAUUUAUUAUUUUUAGAGUUUUUAGUGUGAACCCACUACUCACUCUACUUAUACUACAAAAUGGCGUUGAAUAGUGCAUAAGUAUGCGAUUUGGGAUGCACCUAUACACUCUCUCAGUCACACAUGCACACACUCAUACAAAGUCCCUGUUUACAGUAAUACGUUUUAGUUUUAAAACGCAAACAUUUUGCUAUGGUUACACCUUCCAUCCACACUACACCCUGAGGAAUGGCUGCAGACGUUCACCUCUCUGACUGGGGCCUUGGUCCUUAAUAUUAAGUGCACAAAGAUCAGUCUUGCACCCUAUCUAUAAGUUCAGACUUCGCAAGUUUGACAUGGAAAACAAACUCCUGAGGACAUGUCAGGUACAUCUUCAAAGGGAACAGUGUACUUUUUAACGUCAUUCACAUCAUCCUGGCUAUGUUGCUUCACUAUCUUAACAAUAAAAUGA